Molecule: messenger RNA, 1920 nt
Organism: Dermacentor andersoni
Lineage: Eukaryota; Metazoa; Arthropoda; Arachnida; Ixodida; Ixodidae
Source: RefSeq, a predicted model, not a curated record
CUGUCCAUUGAGUCGUUUGAUGCUUGCAACGCAUGCGAAAGCGACGCCUUGGUGCCUAGUUUAGUGUAGUGCUAUUGCACCAUUGCAACGCCACCAUCUUUCAUCAUUCCCAUCCACCGCUUCGACCGUCGCCAUUCCUGGUUUCGGACUUCCCUGAACAAACAUAGAAAGUCGAACGGAAGCUUGGGUUUUGCACCACUGCCAGUGCGAUUCCAUGAUCUAAGCCCUAACAUCGCAGUACUGGGCCAGAAGAUUGCGAUUGUCUCCUGAUGUCCCAUGUUCCUGUUUGGAAAGAAACCUCUACGUUCCUUCUGCUAGUGGCCUGCUGGCUAUUACCUAAGCUCAAACUUGACCGCCGUGCUAUUUGCAAACCUUCCUCGUAAAAAAAAAAAUAGCAGAAAGCAAAAUUAGGCGAAUCAUCACAAAGCAAGUAGCGUGGAAGAGGGAGGAAGAGAAAAGGAAAGGGGUUCGCGAUCGAAAAGAGGUCGCCGGAAACGCAUAAGGCUUCCGGUUAUCGUCACCUGUCCGCAAUCGUUUCGGAUUUUGUUCCUGGUUUGAUGCUUCACAGCUUCUGCAAGAGUUUUGACACCACCAAAGCGACAUGAUGUUCACGUCUUUUGCGAUACUCGCGUUUCUUGCCUCCGCAUCUUCUCGGCGUGUCCUGGCAGCCCCACCUAAAAGCAGCAAAGCGGUCGCCAGUGACAGUUAUCCGUGCAAGUCAGUAUUCGACCCAGCAGUUCCCUUCGGCAUGAGGUUCUUUGAACGUUGGCCGCAAGAGAUCCGCGCAAAGCACAUGUCCUGUCACAAUAUAACAACAGAGGAAGCUUUGGAGCGAGACCGGUCGUACGACGCGCAGAAGGCCAAGUGCAUGGCCGCCGUGCUGCCUUCGGUGGAGGCGUCGAAGCGCGAGAAGGAGGCCUGCCGCAUCGUCGUCGAGGCCACCAAUAUGAGCAGCGCCGCCUUCUGGACCGUGACGCAGGUGCGAAGGUGCAUAGCGGACAGCGUAAUGUUUCCAGACGCCGAUGAGGAGCAGCUUGACCUGGAGUCAAAGCAUGCGCUGUGCCUCCGCGAGGCGCUCCCAGACACGCCGGAGGCCGACAGGGCCGACGCAUUUCGCCGAGCCGCCAAGGAGGCCAACGCCCUCACGAGACGACACACUGACCUCAGGCAGAAGUUGGAAACCUGCAUGCACGAAUACCUGCUGCACAUAGAGGAACAGCGCGAGUACCGUCAACUCCUGCCCGAAUGCCAGAGAAAGCUACUCCCCGGACUCGACCCCGAGGAGCUACAGGAGACACUCGACUCGGCGCUCGAAAACGGGAAUCUCAGCCUUUACGUUCAGAUACACACGUGCGUCUACCUCGAGACGACUAAAGGACAGUGGGAGCUGCAGAACUUCCACGUGGUUCAAGCGUGCGCUCAGCAGGUGUACGACAACACCACUAACGAAGCCAUGAGGUCCCAGCUGCUGGCCGAAUAUGAGAAGUACAUGGACAACGCGACCAUAGAAAAGAUCCUCGCAUGCCACGCCAGACGUCUCUAUCCUGAGGUGAAGAAGCAGGACGAGAGCGGCGAAAUGGUCGUGCAGUGCCGAUCGCCUGCGCUGCCCGGCCACGGAACCAAGAAGUUCCAGGACACCGAGGCCCUGCGCAUGCGCAACAUGGUAGCCCGACAGGUUGGAGAGUGCAUUCGAAAGCGUUCCACGGUGACAGAGGUGACCCGUCGAUACGAAGAACGACUGAGGACCGUGUACGCCCGCUCUAACAGCGCCGCCGAAUGCGCCAGCAAGCUGUUCCGUCAGUCCGGCAUCAAGAACACGCGUUAACAUACUUCAAGGCUUUGGUGCGUGUAAAGAAAGCCAUUGUGUUCAGUGAAUCAUAAUUACUAAUAAAAAAACAUUUCACCUUUUUUCUGAGCCAA